AUGCUGAGGGCAAGGAAGGCCCCACCCUACACCCAGGCCCUGGAUGGAGGUUGGGGAUGGAUGAUUGUGCUUCACUUCUUCCUGGUCAACAUGUUUGUUUUGGGGAUGAACAAGACUUUUGCAAUUUUCUUUGUGGUUUUUCAAGAAGAAUUUGAAGGCACCUCAGAGCAAACUAGUUGGAUUGGCUCCAUCAUGUCAUCACUCAGCUUUUCUGCAGCUUUUCUUUCUCCCCAAGGCCCCCUGGUUGCCAUUAUCUGUGACGUAUAUGGCGAGAAGACUGCCUCCCUGCUUGGGGCCUUCCUCGUUUCCGGUGGAUAUGUGAUCAGCAGCUGGGCCACGAGCAUCCCCUUUCUGUGUGUGACUAUGGGAGUUUUACCUGGUUUGGGUUCCGCUUUCCUGUACCAAGGAGCAAUAGUGGUAAUGAGCAAAUACUUCAAAAAACGAUUAGGGCUUUCUACAGCUAUUGCCCGUUCAGGGAUGGGACUGACAUUUCUCUUGGCACCUUUUGCAAAAGUCCUGAUAGAUCUAUAUGACUGGACAGGUGCCCUUAUGUUAUUUGGAGCUAUCAUACUGAACUUGGUGCCUUCGAGUAUGCUCUUGAGAGCCAUCCACAGCACAAGCGGGAGCAACUCUGAUGGGAAAGAUAAAGGUAGCAGCCUGCCUGCAAGUGGUCCAGAGGCAGGGCGCGGGGCGGACAUGUCACACUGCAGCGAGACGCCAGAGUUCCCCAUCAGGGACAGGACUAUGCAGGUUGGACAAGCCGGAACAGGUUUCAUAGACUCGCAACACCAAAACGAAGAGGUCAACGAUGGGCCAAGCAGGAACAGACUGUUCCUAAUACCUAAAGAUGCACAUUUCCAGCAAAAGGCUACUUUGUGGAGCUGUAAACAAAACCUCUGUGAUAUUUCUCUUUUAAAGAACCCUUUCUUCUGCAUAUUUACCUGGUCUCUUCUCUUCAGUCAGCUGGCAUAUUUGAUCCCUACCCUCCACCUGGUAGCCAGAGCCAAAACACUGGGGAUCGACAUGAUGGACGCCUCCUACCUCGUUUCUGUAGCUGGUAUCACUGAGGCAGUCAGUCAGCUUCUCUCUGGAUGGAUUGCUGAUCAAAACUGGACCAGCAAGUACCAUUACCACAAGUCUUACCUCGCACUCUGUGGCAUUACUAACCUGCUUGCUCCGUUAGCCACCACCUUCCCACUACUGAUGACCUAUACCGUCGUCUUCGCCAUUUUCUCUGGUGGUUACCUGGCAUUGAUACUUCCUGUUCUGGUUGACCUGUCUGGGAAUUCUGCAGUACACAGGUUUAUGGGACUUUCCAGUUUCUUCACUGGGAUAGCUGUCCUUUCUGGACCACCGAUAGCAGGCUGGUUAUAUGACUACACCCAGACAUACGCAGGCUCCUUCUACUUCUCUGGCACAUGCUUCCUCCUCUCUUCACUUUCCCUUUUCUUUGUACCACUGGCUGAGAGAUGGAAAAGCAGAGUCUGACCGGAAGGAGAGAGGACUGCAAUCAAGUGCAAGCUAACAAAAGAAAAGCUAAACUCGUAAGUCAUUAGAAACAAAAGAAAACUUACAGGAAUAAGUUACCGGACACAAAAUUUCAGAACAGUUUCCUCAUUUGUAAAAUAAGAAGGCAAAACAAAUAGUUUUUAAGGUUCCCUUUUCCUUUGCCAUUCCUAAGAAUGAAUUGGUGGAAAGAAAGGGGUAGUAGCAACGGAAAGCAUGCCAUUUGUUAGUACUUAAUAGGUUAUCAUUUUAAUCAGUUAAAGCAGCCACCUUAGUUAUUAAAUGAAAAUCAGAAUGUAACUGUAAUAAUAACCAAACUCUCAAUUGUGCAUGGUAAUUCAGUAAAUAAAAUAAGUGAAGGCAGAAAAACAUUUUCCUUAAUUUAAGGUAUUAAAUAUAUCCACUGGUUGACUAGAACUCUGGAAUCUGAAUAUUAAAACUUUAUUUAGUGAUUGUAAUAUUAUAUACGCCCCAAAAGUUUAUCUUUGCUUAUUGAUUA
Messenger RNA from Myotis lucifugus (little brown bat), 2005 nucleotides. It is a transcript of the gene SLC16A4, whose product is annotated as solute carrier family 16 member 4. The transcript is spliced from 8 exons. The record is from RefSeq and is a predicted model, not a curated record. The coding region runs from base 1 to 1488 and encodes 495 amino acids. Gene Ontology annotation, biological process: transmembrane transport; monocarboxylic acid transport. Gene Ontology annotation, molecular function: monocarboxylic acid transmembrane transporter activity. NCBI's taxonomy places the organism in Eukaryota, Metazoa, Chordata, Mammalia, Chiroptera, Vespertilionidae.